AUGAGAACAAUUUGCUGGGAGCCAAAAACGCAGUCGUUCACCUUCUCCCGUCACACUUCGGCACCAAGUUCAUCUCUAUCCACAACACCUUCGACCAGCACCAAAGAAAACAUGGUUUCCACUACCAUAGAGGAAGCAGAAGCUCUGAUACUAAAAUGGGACCCUGAAACCUCCGCGUACGGAAGAGUAACCUCUCUCUUCUACAACGACAAAGCUGAGGCCAUGCACUACAUCCACUGCGUUAACCAGCUUCAUGAAACCAUGCACGCUUUGCUUGCACAGAACCCGUCUUCACGGAAACUCGUCCUCGCACAAAAACUUAUGCAAAUGGCCAUGAAGAGGCUCCAGAAAGAGUUCUACCAGAUAUUAUCCAUGAGCCGGGCCCAACUCGAUCCCGAAUCCGUUUCCGCCAGAUCCUCCACCACCUCUAGAACCUCUUUCUGUUCCGAUAGCUACGAUGAAGGCACGGCGGAAGACGACGUUCGCGAUACAGGAGAUUGUAUCUCCAAAGUCGAACGCGUUUCCUCUGAAACCGUGGCGGUUCUCAAAUCCAUUGCCGACUGCAUGGUUUCCAACGGUUACGGCAAGGAAUGCGUCACCGUUUACACGACUAUGAGAAAGUCGAUCGUCGACGAAGGCGUGUAUCGCUUAAGCGUGGAGGAAUUGAGCGCUUCGAAGGUGAAUAAGAUGGACUGGGAAGUGCUCGAGUUGAAAAUCAAGGGUUGGUUAGAGGCCGUUAAGAUCGCCGUGAGGACGCUCUUCUCUGGAGAAAGGAUCCUCUGCGAUCAAGUCUUCGGUGCGUCACAAUCCAUCGCGGAAGCUUGCUUUGCCGAAAUUUCGAGAAGCGGAGCCGCUCUACUGUUCGGAUUCCCCGAUCUCGUUGUGAGAACGAAAAAAUCCCCGCCUGAGAAGAUCUUCCGAAUAAUUGAUAUGUACGCCACGAUCGCUUCACUGUGGCCGGAUAUUGAAUCGAUAUUCUCGUACGAUUCAACAACCGGGUCUAAAUCUCAAGCCUACGCUCUGCUUCUCCGACUCUCUGAGUCCGUACGAACGAGUUUCUUUGAAAUUGAGACCGCAAUUCAGAAAGACUCUUCCAAAGCUAUUUCAAAAUUCGCAGGCGUUCACCCCCUGACUGUGCAAGUAAUGAAUCACUUGUCUACACUCGCUGAUUACAGCAACGUGCUAUCUGAAAUUUUCUUCGACGUGCCGCCGCCAUCGAGGUCGCCGUUACCGGAAUCUUACUUGUACAGUCCACAAUCUGACAACUCCACGACAACGGCGACGGAAUUCUCGGUGCAGAUGGCGAGGCUGAUUCUAGUCCUUCUUUGCAAGAUCGACGGCAAGUCGAGGCAUUGCAAGGAGGUUUCGUUAUCUUACCUGUUUCUCACAAACAAUCUCCGGCACGUGGUAGCCAAGGUCCGAACCUCGAACUUGAUUUACGUUGUCGGCGACGACUGGGUUUUGAAUCAUGAGGCAAAGGUGAAGAAGUUGAUGGCAAACUACGAGAGAGUAGCAUGGGGCAAAGUGCUUUCGUCUUUGCCGGAAAAUACAGCGGCGGAAAUGUCGCCGGCGGAAGCGAGGGUUAUGUUCGGGAAUUUCAAUUUAGAAUUCGAGAAAGCUUACCGGAAAGAGAACGCGUUUAACAUUCCGGAGCAGGAAUUUCGUGAAGAGACGAAGGCGUCACUCGCGAGAAAAAUAAGCCCUAUGUACCGCGAGAUGUAUGAAACGCUCCGUAAUUCAGUGGGAUCGGUGAGGGAAAUGAGAGACCAUGUCAUAUUUACCCCUGAAGAUGUUGAGAAUUACAUGCUGAACCUUUUUCCCGCGGGAAGAUCAAGCUCCACUGAAGAAAACAGUUCAUUUUUUGUAAGAAAAAAAUUCUGUAAGAAAUGCAAAUGA
Vigna angularis (adzuki bean) is the source of this 1896-nucleotide messenger RNA. Its product is annotated as exocyst complex component EXO70H1. Gene Ontology annotation, biological process: exocytosis. Gene Ontology annotation, molecular function: phosphatidylinositol-4,5-bisphosphate binding. Gene Ontology annotation, cellular component: exocyst. Lineage: Eukaryota; Viridiplantae; Streptophyta; Magnoliopsida; Fabales; Fabaceae. The record is from RefSeq and is a predicted model, not a curated record. The transcript has a single exon. Bases 1 to 1896 code for a protein of 631 amino acids.